Dufourea novaeangliae is the source of this 983-nucleotide messenger RNA. Its product is annotated as UPF0568 protein C14orf166 homolog. The transcript is spliced from 4 exons. The record is from RefSeq and is a predicted model, not a curated record. Bases 154 to 903 code for a protein of 249 amino acids. Lineage: Eukaryota; Metazoa; Arthropoda; Insecta; Hymenoptera; Halictidae. Gene Ontology annotation, molecular function: RNA binding. Gene Ontology annotation, biological process: tRNA splicing, via endonucleolytic cleavage and ligation. Gene Ontology annotation, cellular component: tRNA-splicing ligase complex.
GUCCGGUUAGUAAUGGGCGAGUUGCUUGAAGAACUGUCAAUUACGAUGAACGUAAUGUGCAUGUAGUAUCAGACAGUUAAAACAGUCUCCCAGUUUAUAAGUUUUGAAUAGCGCCUUGUGUUUAAGACACUUUUCGUCCUCAGAGAUUCCAUCAUGUUUAAAAGAAGACUUCAAGCGUUAGGUUAUGUGGAAUGGGCCAAAGUUAAUGUAAAUGAUCCACAGCACUUUCGUAAAAUAGUAAUAUGGCUUGAGGAUCAAAAAAUACGUCAGUAUGAUAUACAGAUUCGAAAGGAACUACGUGACUUGAAGAGUGAUGCCUGGCUUAAGGUUUUUGCAAAGUAUUGUGCAGAUGUUAAUUGUCCAGUUUCGGGUGAUACUUUGAAUCAACUUGAGUGGCUGAUUGGGCACGCGAUCUGGUUGGAAUCUGAGAAUACCAGUGAGGAUUAUUCCGAAAAUGUGAAAGAGAUGAAACUGAAAAGGAAAAAGGAGGCAAUGCUACCUCAGCUUAAGUCUAAGAAUCCGUUAGACAACUUAGACUUUGAGAGCACCGAGUUCAAGAAGGGAGUGUACUCUAUGGCGAAGGUACUUCGAGUUCCAGAGCUUCCAAAUCAUCUGAUCACAUUAAAGGCCUGUAGUAAAUUAGUACAGAGGAGAUUAAAUGCAGAGUGCCUGCAAAAUCCAGACUCAAAAAUUCUCAAGGGCAAACCGUUCCCGGUGAUGGAGAUUGCUCCUGGCUUCCAGCUAAGCAAUCCAGCUUUGGAUAACGCAGCUAAAUUACUUUCUCUCCUUUACAUUCAGGAUAUCAGAAAUCUGCAAACAAAGAUCAACGAGGUGAUCGUCCGUGUGCAAAACAUUACCGCCAAUCCUAAGACAGACACUAAGUUAGGGAAAGUAGGAAGAUAAACAAUCUCAGAAUAAGUUUCUACUGAAUGUUAAAAAAUUCUGAAACAGAUUGAUAGAACUCUAUAGGACAUUGAGAUGGG